AAAUGCUCUGCAUUUCUCCACAAUUUCUCUUCUUUUUAUAAAAAAAAAAAAAGCCCGGCCUUCGUGUUCUCUCUCUCUCUCUCUCUCUCAAAAAUUCAAAAUUUCAAUGGAGGCCUUCGAUUUUGACAACGCCGUGUCGUCAUCGACGUCAUCCUCGCCGUCGCCGGAGAAAUCGCUCGCCGGUUUCUUAAUGUUUACUCACCAUUUCAAAAGCAUUACCAAGCUCUUCCGGAUCGUUGAGAUUUUCCUCGGAUUAGCUUUUCUGUCAUGGACUUCCUCUUACUUGCCGUUCGCCGUCAAAAUCUCCGGCGAGUACUUGCGCCAGCUCUUCACUAUCAUCAUCGGUCCGCUCUUUAAUUUCCUCCUCGGAAACCUCAUCGUCGUCACUCUGCUUCUCAAAGCCGGCCACGUACUCUCCGGCGGCCGAUCUUCUUCCACUCACAUUAGCUCCGACGCCGAGACGGAAACCGAUUUGUACGAAGAAUUUAUCAAAACUAGCGACAGCAGCACCGAAUUCACGAGCCUAGUUCCGGCGUUGGUUCCGGAUGCAAUUGAAUAUGAAGAUAAACAGACUAUAUUUGAACAGAGCAGCAGCUCCGUCAACAACAUCGAAAGCUCCGACGACGCUUUAGUUCCUGAGAAGAUGCCUUCCGAAAUGAAGAUGUACUCGAGAGCGUUGUCGGAGAACUUGGAGGCGAAGAUGCAGAGUUUGGAAGCGGAAGAGAUUCUGAAAAGCGGAAAGCUCAGGCGAUGGGAAACGAUGAAGUGCCGGAAAGUGGCGAAUCCAGGCGAGAUUCCAGCUGAUACGGUAUACGUGUUUGAUGAAUUGAGCAACGAGGAAUUCCAACAGACAAUUGAGGCAUUCAUCGCCAGGCAAAUCAAUUUCCAUCGCGAAGAAAAGUUAGCCAUUGUUUCUGCUUCUUAGCAACGCUUCAAUUUCUUCAUCUGAAAAUAAUAAUACUAGUAAAAAUAAAUAAAUUAGUGUAUAUUUUUGAAAGGAGAUUAAUUUGGGCGGCUGAUUUUUUAUGAUUUUUGGGACGCAAAGGUUAGUCUAGGCCGUCGAUUAUAGUUCAAAUUUUAAUUUGGUAACGAAAUUGUUGACUCUGUUUAUCCCUGAUGUGCAUUUUGGAGUUUACUACUAUAUGCAAAAAAAUAAUGAAACCUAUCGUACUAAAUUGCUGAAUUUGAAUUCUUUUUCCACCAUUAUUGUUGAUUAGACUUAAAUAUGCAUUGAUUAAUGGAAAAUGUCAUGUAAUUUCCAUGGAUUUGUACGGGAACGGUUGUCAUCAUUGAAGACUUUGAAGUCACUUUCGUUUUGGAGGGAUGAUAGGACUUGUUUGUAUGGUUAUAUCCUCUUUUUUUUUUCUUUUUUUUUUUUCACUUUUACUGAAGAAAACACGCCAUAACCAGAAAAUUGGCAUCUUAUUCCUUCUCUUAUCAGUGCCCACUCUUAUCCAGUAGUAGUAGUAGAAUUUUGCAAGCUGGAUGAAUUGUGACAUCCGAGAUGGUUUCUUUUUUUCCUUUUUACUGUAUUUACUGUGGGUAAAAAAAACCUCAAAAACCCCUCAUAUCUGAAAUCACCAUUUACAUUUUAACUCAAAGAAAUCGCUUGAGCAUUAUAUUACUACUAAGCUACGAUCUGUUUGGGAGUAUUACUCAAAGGUCAAUUGACUUGUUCGCAAUUGCAGGC
Oldenlandia corymbosa var. corymbosa is the source of this 1690-nucleotide messenger RNA. The record is from the annotation of a GenBank genome assembly. NCBI's taxonomy places the organism in Eukaryota, Viridiplantae, Streptophyta, Magnoliopsida, Gentianales, Rubiaceae.